Messenger RNA from Tetrahymena thermophila SB210, 2289 nucleotides. RefSeq lists its product as hypothetical. The record is from RefSeq and is a predicted model, not a curated record. NCBI's taxonomy places the organism in Eukaryota, Ciliophora, Oligohymenophorea, Hymenostomatida, Tetrahymenidae. The transcript is spliced from 3 exons.
UUUACUGUUAUUAAUUAUAUUUAUUUAUUUUUCUUAAAUUUUUUAGUGUUUUGGUUUAUCAAUUUAUCACAACACAAAUUAUUUUUAUAAAUGAGUUGGAGAAAUUUUUUAACUCCUUAUGGAGAAAAAUAUUUAAUUUAAAAGGAAGAAGACCAUAGCGUUUCAUAGGUUUCAUAAAAUUCUUGCAGCCCCAUUCAUGGGAUGCAAAUAAAUAAAUCAAAAAGUAGUUUAGAUAUUUCGCAAACAACUUAUGCUUAGUAGGAUAUUUCAAAGCUUCUCAACAAUAAUCUACCUGUUCAUUUUAACAACAAUAGCAAUAAUAACUCUGCAAGAAAACACCACAACAAAAGCGAAUUAGAGGAUAACACUUACAACAUAUCUAUAACUUAAGAUCCAUUUGCAAAUAGUUCAAAUAAUGUUUCAUAUAAUUUAUCUGUAUAGUAAAAACCUUCAAAAUAUGAAAAUAAACUUGCAAAAAUUAAGGAUGAAAUGUCUAAAUUAAAAAUAGAAUUGAGUAAAUUUCCUAAAAAGAAUGGGAGAAAAAAUUCUUAACCAAGUGCAUAAACUGCAAUUAAAACAGAUGGAAAUUAUAGUAGAGUAUCUAAUGAAAAUAUUAAUCCAAUAAUUUAAUCAUAAAGGUAGAGUUUACAAAGCAUAAAAUAUGAUAAUCAAUUUAACAAUUAAUAAUAACUAUUAAUGAAUAGACAUAGAAAUUCAUUACAGUAAAUUAGAAGUUAAUAAGAUUUAAGUUUAACAAACCGCGAUGAAUUAAGUUUUAGCUAGAAUAAAUAGAUAUUAGACCAUGACAGCUUUAUUACAGAAGAUGAUAUUUAAUAAAUUUCAGAUUCCCUCCAAGAUCAUUUAAACAAUUACAACAAAUUAAGUGAUAAAUUAAAUGUUGUACAAAAUAUGAAUAAGCUUCAUAUUUAACAAUAAAAUUUACCCCAAAAUAAUUCCUAACUUACUACCGCUCAUUUAACGAGUUUAAACACUUAAUAAAAUACAAUGAAUAGAAAUUAACUCACAAAUGUUUAGAUAAUAAAAUAAACUUCUGAUAAAGAAAUACAAACUUAAUGUUUCAAAGAGUCAGAAAAUAAUACUACUACCACAACGAGCCAACCUGACCAAUAAAAGUCAAGUGAUCAUUAGAAGAUUGCAAGCCUUAGAUAAGAUAGAAACCAAUUAUUAGAAGCACUUGAGAAUGUUUUGCAAGUGAUAAGCAUUGAUAAAUAAAAAAAUAGCGAUACUAAAUAAAUUAGUCAGCUCAAAGAAUGUUAAAAGUAAAUGAAAAAGGUAAAAAAGUCUUUCAAGAGAGAUUUAAACAGCUUGAGAUAGGAAUUUUUAGAUAUUGGACAUAUUGAACCUUUGAAUAUGUCUUACAAAAAAGAGUUUGAAACUUUAAUCAAUUACUCCUCACUUUAAAGUCUUCCUAAGAAUUCAGUUAAAAAUUCUCCAAACAGCUCAAAUUUAAAAAACUCAAGCACAUUAAUUACAACAACCUUACCUCAAUAUUAUUUUAUGCCUCUUCAAUAAAAUAAAAGCAAGAAUAGUACAGCUAAAAACGAAACAGAUGGAUAAAGUAAUGCUGCUCAUUUAUUUUAAACGGAUGAAAUUUAUUUUAGACAAAAUGGACUUUUAGGAAACAAUACAACAUGUAUAAAUAAGUAAAGUGUAAAUAAUUUGGUUCUUAGUGAUGAAAUUAGCUUUAGGUAAAAUGCUUUAUUGAAUAAAAGCAAUCCUGUAAGCUAGAAUAACAGUAGUAAUAAACCUUGUAAUACAAGCAAUUUGCUUUCAACAGAAGAUAUAAGCUUUAGAUUAAAUGUCCCAACACCUCUUCAUCUAUCACAAAAAUCAUAUGAAUUAAAGUAAAAAAUAUCUUCAAACUCAAAAUCAAUUAAUUUAUCAAAUUAAAAUAACAAUUAAAAUCACAGCCUAUCACCAAUAAGUGGUAAUACUUAGGAAAAUAAUUAAAAUAAUGAAAAUAAAGGAUUGCUUUCAACUCUGUCUCUAAUGGAAUAAUAUAAGCAGUAAUAACUAGAAAAAUAAAAGCCAUUUGAAAAAUAACAUUUAAUCAUAAAUUCCUCUGAUACUUAACAAUCAUUAACUCCCUCAAAAUAUUAAUAGAAAAAUAAUUAUAUUAAAGAAAGUAUUUUUAACUCUCGGUUAUCUCCUAACUAAUUGUAAAAUUAAAAAAUUUCACCAAAAAAAGAUUUCAAUCUCACAAAUCUAGAAUCGAAUUACUAAACAUUUUAGUAAUAAGAACAAUAAGAUAGCUAUUAUAAUUAUUGA